Molecule: messenger RNA, 7780 nt
Organism: Haplochromis burtoni (Burton's mouthbrooder)
Lineage: Eukaryota; Metazoa; Chordata; Actinopteri; Cichliformes; Cichlidae
Gene: clasp2
Product: cytoplasmic linker associated protein 2
Exons: 41
Coding region: 2469-6446 (1325 amino acids)
Biological process (GO): mitotic spindle assembly
Cellular component (GO): cytoplasmic microtubule; spindle microtubule; microtubule organizing center
Molecular function (GO): microtubule binding
Source: RefSeq, a predicted model, not a curated record
UAUAUUUAUUUUUUGAGUUUGUUGUUGCCUGUGUUUCUAUGGAGUCCCGUGGCCUUGGCACUCAGUUUGUCCCAAGCCACACCAUGCACCACUCUGCCCUUCAGACACACAGAGGCACUUUCAUCCAGAGCACAAUGCCGACUGAAUGAGGGAGGAGGGUGAGAGGGUGCAGCCACGGGGUACAAAGGCGUUGGGUGGAGUAACAGAAAUGGGGGUAAAAACUGGAAAAACUGUGUUCGAGUCAUCAGAAGAGGUUUAAUGUGGGGGUUUGUCCCGCUUUGGUCGUCCUGGCUACAUGUGCAGGGUUGAAGGUUAUUCUGAGCACACAGUGACCCCUUUUUUCUGCCCCCUUUUUACUGCUUUCUCCCAUGUGUGAGAGUCGAGCAACGGCCAGUGCUGUAUCUGCUCAGUAUGAUUCUUGCGUCUGUGAAUGCUGGCUGUGGUCAUGUGUCAUGUGCUGUGCAUAUUAAGCCAGUCCGUCUCCAGUGUAAACACACUGUCUGAAUGUGUGGGAUUUACAGAGUGGUGUGGCUGUCUGCCUUCAUUUAAAUAUCGGAGGCCUGACAAAUGCAGUGAUUUACAGCCUGCGCUUGUUCUUCCUGAACAGAUGUGUAUAGUUAUUACUGAAUUCUGCACGUGAAUUUUUAUAUGUAUUGUAUGUAUCGCGAAUCUCCCAAACCAGUUUUUAUUACUUUGUAUAGUUUGUAUAAGAAUAGGGGUGAGAAUAUCUACAAUACUGCAGUUUUACUGAUCAAAACUCUCAUUAAUUUUAUUUGUGAUGUUUCAGUCAGCUUCAGGUCUGCUAUAGGCAAAUAGCCUUAGUACAAAACCUGGAGCAAAGCUGUUGGAAUUGCAUUGUGUGUUUUUUGUUCAUAUGUUUAAUGAAGCCAUGCUAAAUUUUUACCUUCAUGUUAUGAAAGUUGUCUGAGUUACAGACCCAUAGAGGUAUGUGAGAAUUUUGUGCUUUUUAAAUUGUUUUAUGCAUUUAUUUACUAAUUAAUUUUUGAGGCUUCAAAACAUUACAGUAGGUAUCGUUGUGAAAGUUUCAGAGUGAAAACACAUUAAAGCUCUGUUUAAAAACUGCAGCCAAAUCAGUUUCACAACCACUUCAAGUGUCGUGUAAUGCUUGGAAAAAAUAACGCAAACGCAUAUUAUAAAGUACAAAAAUGUCCACCCCUAUAAUUUGAGGGGUUGUAACUUAAUAUACCUAAUAUACUAAUGUUAUUGUACAGUGGGAUUUUUUUAAAAAAAUUCAAUUUCAAUUGUUUUGUUUAUUUAAUAAUUGAUUUCAUAUGGAGCAACCCAAAGGGUUACCUAGUGGAAAGCAAAGCUCUGGCCAGGAUCUUGCUGACUUGAUGACAUAUCAACUCUGCAGAGUUGGCAUUAGAUAAUGGACAGAAAGAUGAAGUCAUAAAAGAGGAAUAAUUGUUGGAUGAGUAUGUCCACAUCCCUUAAAUACCAAACAAGCACAGAUUUUUAAAGAUACGUGGAGGCAAGUGAUUAUUACAAUCUGAAACCUCUUUUGGACUGUGCCAGAUAAAUGGUUAAAAGCUAUUUCCCAAAAUUAAGUUUCUGUUUGAAACAGCUCUCUGUUGUAAAUGAGACACUGAAUUUUGAUGGGAUUAUCUGUAUAAUUAAAUACAUUCCCCCCCCCUUACAACAGUCUCAAAAUGUUCCAGUUCUAACUUGAGAUAAUUCAUAAUGAGUCAUUUCAUCUAAUCAAUUUUCAGUGAAAUAAAUAUAUAGAUGUGCAUAUCUUAUGACCUCAGAUCAGAUGUUUAGACACAGGUUAAACCUGCUGACACGAGCCAAAACACUUCUUGGAUUUGGUGAUCAGGUGUUGUGAAUGAGACUUAGAUUGAAAUUACAAACCUAUUUCAAAUGACAUAAUGGUGCAUGAAGAAACCUGAAAGUGGAACUUAAUUUUACAGUUGGCUUAUUUACUGGCGUUGUGUCUGGAAGUACAGUUGUAAUCUUGGGUCCAUUACUGGUGAGAACGAGGGGCUACCAUCUGACAGCAGCUUCCUAUAAGUAGGUCAAAUGCUGGUUGAGUGAGCAUUCAUCAGGCCUGCCUCAUGUGGUUUGAUUUGGAGAUGAGUUACCUGAAGGACAUGAGUCCUCUGCUGGACAAAGGUGUUUAUCAAUGGCCGCGAUAAAAAGAUAAAAGAUAGAAAUAAGAAGAGGGAGGGAACAUGUGCAAGUGGGAUGAGAAGGCGAGACACUGAGGGGGGAGGAGCAGCGCUGUCUGCUGUUAGCCACACAGCCCCUCCCCCUCUGACGAGUACGUGUGUGUCUGUGUAUGAGAGGGAGGUUAUGUAAAGGGUAACUGAAUCUCGUUGCUGUCUGUCACACAAACUGGCCCAUUUGACUCUCUCUCCUGCUCAUACAGACACACAAAGACGCUUCCUGGAAAUUUACUGUUACAGACGAUAUUUGCUCGUUUUGAUGAAGCCUUGAAUUCAGGCAACAUGGCUCUCAGCCCGAGUCACGAUCGUAGUUUUGAUGAUGACGACAGUGUGGAUGGAAGUCGCUCUUCCUCGGCCCAAGCUGCCUUCAAGGUUCCCAAAGUUCCCAAAAAGCCUGCAGAGUCGUCCGCUGCUCGCAGGCCCAGCGCUACUGGUGGCAAGCUAGUGUCCAAGGAAAGUGCCGGGGCAGUUGAUGAAGAGGAUUUCAUAAAAGCCUUUACAGAUGUCCCUACUGUCCAGAUCUACUCAACAAGAGAUCUUGAUGACAACCUGAAUAAGAUCCGUGAGAUUUGCUCUGAUGACAAACACGACUGGGACCAGAGAGCCAACGCUCUUAAGAAAAUUCGCUCCCUGCUAGUGGCAGGCGCGGCCAGCUACGACUGCUUCUACCAGCACCUACGGCUACUAGAUGGAGCUUUCAAACUGUCCGCUAAAGACCUGCGCUCACAAGUGGUCCGAGAGGCCUGUAUCACUGUGGCCCACCUCUCAUCAGUGCUGGGGAAUAAAUUUGACCACGGAGCGGAAGCCAUCGUUCCCGUCCUGUUUAACCUCAUUCCCAACUGUGCCAAAGUCAUGGCCACCUCUGGUGUCUCUGCUAUCCGAAUCAUCAUACGGCACACCCACGUUCCUAGACUCAUCCCCCUGAUAACCAGUAACUGCACAUCCAAGUCUGUAGCAGUGAGAAGGCGCUGUUAUGAUUUCUUGGACCUUCUGCUACAGGAAUGGCAGACCCACUCACUAGAAAGACACACUGCAGUCCUGGUUGAGAGCAUCAAAAAAGGAAUUCGAGAUGCCGACUCAGAGGCCAGAGUGGAGGCUCGCAAGGCUUACUGGGGUCUGAGGAACCAUUUUCCAGCAGAAACUGAAGCUCUUUACAACUCCUUAGAGCCUUCAUACCAAAGGACCCUCCAGUCCUGCCUGAAGAGCUCUGGCAGCGUGGCCUCACUUCCCCAGAGUGACCGCUCCUCAUCUUCAUCUCAAGAGAGCCUCAAUCGGCCUCUGACUUCUAAAUGGUCAGCAGCACCGGGGCGAGUCCCUGCGGGUUCAAAGGGUGGGGUGUCAUCGACCUCCCUGCAGCGUUCCCGUAGCGACGUGGAUGUUAACGCAGCAGCAGUUGCUAAAUACCGGCACGUCGGACAAACCGGGGGAGCGGGCCGUCUGCCCCCGGGGUCCUACUCCUCACUGGAUGAUGCCUCUGAUAAAACGGAUGGAACCAAAUCAGACAAUGGUCGUGUGCGUACCAAGCAGCCUUUGUCUACUGCCAGCACCGUGUCGAGUCAGGUGGACUCGAGAGGACGCAGCCGCACCAAGAUGGUGUCCCAGUCGCAACGUUCCGACGAAUCCGAUUGCACACCAGGAUCUCAGUCUGCUACCCCUGUCGGUGCUGGUAGUCGGAGCGGCUCCCCUGGUCGCGUGCUGACGAGCACGACCCUGAGCACCAUGAGCACCGGGGCUCACAGGGUGCUGGCUGGAUCCACCGGGGAUGGACACAGACGCAGCCGCAUCCCCCGCAGCCAGGGCUGCUCCAGAGACUCCUCACCCACCCGCCUGUCUGUGGCUCCUUCUAGCAUUAGUUCCAUCUACAACGGAGCAAGCAGAGGAGCUCGGGGCAGUCGUAUCCCGCGGCCCAGUAUGAGUCAGGGCUGCAGCAGAGAGGCCAGCAGAGAGAGCAGCCGGGACACCAGCCCCGUACGCUCCUUCACACCUCUUGCAACGCGGAGCUACUCUCGCUCCACCGGAGCUCUUCACACACCUGAUGCUUUUGGGGCUGCAGGAUCAGGUUUUGGAAUCAGUCAGUCAAGCCGUCUCUCUUCUUCAGUCAGCGCUAUGAGGGUCCUGAACACUGGUUCAGAUGUAGAAGAGGCUCUCGCAGAUGCACUGCUGUUGGGAGACAUGAGAUCCAAGAAGAAGCCAGCACGGCGACGGUAUGAGAAUUACGGCAUGUACUCUGACGACGAUGCCAACAGCGAUGCAUCCAGCGCCUGUUCAGAGAGAUCCUAUAGCUCCAGAAACGGAGGGGCCAUCCCCACCUACAUGAGACAAACAGAAGAUGUAGCUGAGGUGCUCAAUCGUUGUGCCAGUGCCAACUGGUCUGAGAGGAAGGAGGGUCUACUGGGCCUUCAGGCUUUGCUUAAAAACCAGCGCACCCUGAGUCGGGUUGAGUUGAAGAGGCUCUGUGAAAUUUUCACCAGGAUGUUUGCUGACCCUCACAGUAAGCGAGACUCCGGCAGGGUGUACGGCACGGCAGAAUCCGGUAUAAGCUCAGCCUCCUUCAAGAGAGUGUUCAGUAUGUUCCUGGAGACACUGGUAGAUUUCAUCCAGGUCCAUAAGGACGAUCUGCAGGACUGGUUGUUUGUCCUGCUUACACAGCUUCUGAAGAAGAUGGGAGCGGACCUGCUGGGAUCCGUUCAGGCUAAAGUUCAGAGAGCCCUGGAUGUCACAAGAGAAUGUUUUCCCAACGACCUCCAGUUUACCAUUCUCAUGAGGUUCACUGUGGACCAAACACAGACGCCCAACCUCAAGGUGAAGGUGGCUAUUCUGAAGUACAUCGAGACACUGACAUUACAAAUGGAAGCUCCAGACUUUGUGAACUCUAGCGAGACUCGGCUGGCUGUUUCCCGCAUCAUCACCUGGACGACUGAACCCAAGAGCUCAGACGUCAGAAAGGCAGCCCAGUCGGUGCUAAUUGCCCUGUUCCAGCUCAACACUCCAGAGUUCACCAUGCUGCUGGCAGCUCUGCCCAAAACCUUCCAGGAUGGAGCCACCAAGCUACUUCAAAACCACCUGAAGAACACAGGCAAUGCUGCACAGGCACCAAUGGGCAGCCCUAUGACACGUCACACCCCCCGAUCUCCAGCCAGCUGGUCUAGUCCAGUCACUUCGCCCACUAACACAUCCCAGAACACCCUCUCACCAAGUGCUUUUGACUAUGACACAGAAAACAUGAACUCAGAGGACAUCUACAGCUCACUGAAAGGUGUCACAGAGGCGAUCCAAAACUUCAGCGUUCGCAGCCAAGAAGACAUGAAUGAACCCGUCCAGCGGCGAGAAGGAGAGGAGGGGGGCAGCGGGACAGAUGGCAGACUGUCAGAUAUGGGCGACGGCGGGCGUAUGGCUCUGGACAAUAAAACGUCUCUUCUCAACACCCCCCUGCUCUCCUCCAGCCCCCGAGUAUCCCGCGAAUACUUGUCCGACUCUCCCUUCAAACACAGCCGCAAAGACACCAGCCUGGACGACUCGGAGCUUCAAACUGAUGAUAGCAACUUGGAUCAGUCGGAGCUGGUGGCCGAGCUCCUCAAGGAGUUAUCCAAUCACAACGAGCGCAUAGAAGAGAGGAAAGCAGCGCUGUGUGAGCUGCAGAAACUGAUACGCGAAAACACCCUGCAGGUGUGGGACGAACACUUCAAGACCAUCCUGCUGCUCCUGCUCGAGACGAUGGGCGACAGAGAGCAUGUGAUCCGAACGCUGGCUCUGCGGGUGCUGAGGGAGAUUCUCAGCAAGCAGCCCUGGAGGUUUAAGAACUACGCAGAGCUCACCAUCAUGAAGGCCCUGGAGUCUCAUAAAGACCCUCACAAGGAGGUGGUUCGAGCAGCUGAGGAGACGGCAGCCAUGUUGGCGUUGUCCAUCAGUCCAGACCAGUGUAUCAAGGUGUUGUGCCCCAUUAUCCAGUCAGCUGAUUACCCAAUCAACCUGGCCGCCAUCAAGAUGCAGACCAAAGUGGUGGAGAGGAUUCCCCGCGAAGGCCUGAUUAGCCUGCUGCCCGAGAUUGUACCAGGACUCAUACAGGGUUACGACAACUCUGAGAGCAGCGUGAGGAAAGCCUGUGUGUUCUGCCUGGUGGCCAUCUAUUCAGUGAUAGGAGAGGACCUCAAACCGCACCUCAGCCAACUGUCCAGCAGCAAGCUGAAGCUGUUGAAUCUGUACAUCAAGCGCGCCCAGUCCGGCACCACCGGCAACGAACCCUCAACCGAGGGCCUAUAGGAUACAGAGCGCCAUCCCACAGGGCAACUACAGAACUGCAGCUAUGCCCACCCAACAUAAACCAUCUGUUCAUGAGAACACAGCAACACAGACUGAGAACAAAGCAUUCACAGGAGCAAACUACAUACACCACACACACACAGCUGUUAGGUACACACAGUCAUCACACGUGCAGAGGAGAGUUGUAGUUCUGCUCGCCAUUUCUUAGGAUCCCUUCUGACUGAACUGAACCCUCAAACUCGGAUUAAACUUAAACAGACAUGCAGUCACACCCUCCACAGGUUUGUCACUACUCACUCAAGGAUGAAGAUAUUAAACGCCCGUCCUGUCCGCUCCGCUCCAUAUCCACAGCACAGUCCCUCUGAACAGCAUCUCGAGGUCAACAGGAAGUGGUGCAUCUGCAUGGUUCUCAUUUCCCUGGGCGGUAAUAUUCCUCCAACGGUGCUGUCUCCUCGUUUCCUUCUCGAACACUCAUUAACUUGAGGGAGGGGGGUGCCAGGUAGACGGGAAUGUAAUUUUACAUUGUGUCAUAGUUUGGAUUUCUUUUACGCAGGGAGGUUUUACUGCAGUGGUUUUUAAUACCCGGAGUUUUCUCUCUCACUCAGACGUCAACACGUGUUUCAAAAAGGUGCUGAUGAGCCUAAACGGUACGACCGGCCGACCCCAGCACACGCAGCACUAACACGAGUCAAAGUGGGUCCUGCCUGCUCAUAGCAAAUACAGUACAUACAGAUUCCAAAGUUUAGGAGGCGUUAUGUGCUUGGCUAUGCAUGAGACGAAAUUUAAAAGAUUAAUAACUUUUUAUUAGGGUCUGUUGUCAGAGUGCUCUGACUGGGGUUUUAAAUUAAUGUGAACAGUGUCUGCCCCUUUCAGAUAAAUCCAUGAUGUCCUCCAUUUCUCCAAUCUCGCAUCAGUUCUGGGCAAGACGUGGAGAAAGAUGGCUGCUUACUACAUGAAGUAUGACAGGACAUGGCUUAUUAUCACAUAGUGGAUAUGUAUCUAUAUAUGAUAUUAAAAUGGAGUAUCCAAAUAACAGUGUCAUUCAGGGGAGUUCCCCAGAGGGGGGGUGCACGCGCGCACCUGUGCCCAUCCUUGUUUUAUUUUUAUUUUUUUUCCCUCUCUCUCACACACUUAUUUUGUUUAUCUCUGCUGAGAAAUUUGUAGAAAUUUAUUAUUUACAGCUCUGGGAAAAAAGAAACAAGUCAUGUGUCACUUUUCUCCUGUUCGUGUCUUUCUUUCCUUCCUCUUCUUGUAACAUUCUAGUUUUCACUGUUGUUUCCUCUGUGCAUUUACAAAGCUGUGCUUACAAUAAAAUAAAGAACUUGUACAGAUCA